Crotalus tigris (Tiger rattlesnake) is the source of this 2034-nucleotide messenger RNA. RefSeq names its product plexin-D1-like. The record is from RefSeq and is a predicted model, not a curated record. NCBI's taxonomy places the organism in Eukaryota, Metazoa, Chordata, Lepidosauria, Squamata, Viperidae. Gene Ontology annotation, molecular function: protein binding; semaphorin receptor activity. The transcript has a single exon. Bases 390 to 1997 code for a protein of 535 amino acids. Gene Ontology annotation, biological process: regulation of GTPase activity; regulation of cell migration; negative regulation of cell adhesion. Gene Ontology annotation, cellular component: semaphorin receptor complex.
AAAACGAAUACUGCAAAAAAAAAAAAAAAAGAAAGAACCUCUCAGAAGUCGGAGCGAGCAGCUUGUCCACAGUUACAGGGAGGGGGAGGGAGGGAAGGAGAGAGAAGCUGUCAGACUUAGGGGAGGGCGCAGCUUUUCCUCAGACGCUGAGUUUUAACCCCAUUGGAGACGCCGGUCCGAGAAAGGAGGCAAAAGGCUGCGGAUAGCUUGCAACAAAGGCUCGGGACUUCCCUCUUGGCGUCUCUCAGGCUUUGAGGCGCGUUAAAUCCUCCGCAGGAAACAGGUUUUCCUCUUUUGCGGCUGCCACCCCCACCCACCCCCCACCCCUUCCCCAAUUGCACAGCCAAGGAACCUCAUGCUCUGUGCAGAGCGACAGCCCAGGAGGCAGGAUGGCUCUGCCGGAUCGGCGAGGCGUUAAUCAGGUAUUGUCACCGGAUCACGGCCGUGUUUUCCACCUCUUGGUGGUUUCCCUGGUGCUCCCGGUGCUCGGUCGUGGGCUGAAGGUGCAGCACAAGUUCGUCUCGCCCACCGCCACUAACAACUUCGCCCUGGAUGGGUCGGGCGGCAGGAUUUACCUGGCGGCGGUCAACCGGCUCUAUCAACUCUCGGCCCCCAACCUGACUCUGGAAGUGGAAGAGCCGAUGGGCCCCAAAGAGGACAACCCCUUGUGCCACGCUCCCCAGCUGCCCCAGGCGUCCUGCGAGCACGCCAAGAAGCCGACCGACAACUACAAUAAACUGCUGCAGCCGGACCCGGAGCAAGGCAUCCUGGUGGUCUGCGGUUCGGUCUACCAAGGCUUCUGCCAGUUGCGGAGCAUGGACAACAUCUCGGUGGUGGCCGUCCCUUUCCCACCUCGGACAGGUGGGGGAGAAGGGGGCGACCAGGUCACGGUCUUCCCCAGCAUGCUGAACGUGGCGGCCAACCACGCCAACGCCUCCACCGUCGGCUUGGUGCUCAAGCAGUCCGGGCAAGACACGAGGCUCUUGGUGGCCGCCACCUACACGGGCUUGGGCAGCCCGUUUUUCCCGCGCAACGCCAGCCUGGAAGACCACCGUUUCGAGAACACGCCCGAGAUCGCCAUUCGGGCUCUCAACGCCCGCGGGGACCUGUCCCGGCUCUUCACUUUCGACAUCAACCCGUCCGAUGACAACAUCUUCAAGAUCAAGCAGGGCGCCAAGGACCGGCACAAGCUCAGCUUCGUCCGCGCCUUCCUCCACCGGGGAAGUCAAGGCGCGACGCUCUCUCGCCCGGAAGGGGGCGCCUCCGGAGGCCGGAGUUCUCAGGCGGGACCCGGGGGCCCCUAUUCGUCCCGGGGAGCCCAAGCUGCCAAGCCCGGGCGCGCACAGGGCGCUUUCCCGCCUUUGCCUCAGGGCAUCCCGCUUAGCCGCCCGUCGGCCUCCUAUGCUUACUUGGCCCUCAACAGCGAGGCGAAUGCGCGAGAAAAGGAGAGUCACUCGCACAGCCUCUUGGCUCGCAUCUGCUUGGGGGACCCGGCCGAGGCGACCCCUCUCAAUAGCAGCGGCGGCGGCGGCGGCGGCGGCGGCGAGACCAAAAAGUUGACCGAGUCUUACAUUCAAAUGGUGCUGCAAUGUAGCCACCCCGGAGCCGGCGGGGUUACGCCGGGAGUCGCCACCGGGGACCUCUUCAACAGGCUGGUCUCCGUAUUUCCCGCUCGCGCCGCCCUGCAGGUGGAUCCCGGGAGUCCUCCUUCGCCCCAGCCGGAGGAGCUGCUCUUCGGGGUGUUUGAAAAAGCUGCCUCCCCGGGUCCCGGGCCUGGCGGUCGACAAACUCCACAACCCUCGGCGCUCUGCGUCUUCCGCUUCGCGGAGAUCGAGGACGCUAUCCGGGUGGCCAGAAACUCGUGCUUCGUGGCGCCGGACGCCGACUUGGUCACUGUGCUGGACAGCGUCGUGCAAGGGACCGGGCCAGCCUGCGAGAAGAGGAAAAUCCAGGUAAGGGAGAGGGGGGGAAAAAAGGGCAGAAAAGCCGGCUUGUGAUCUGGGGUUGCUUUUCACUAAAGCAAUGAAGGACAAA